CCUAGUUCAUUGUCGUUUUUUUUUAUCGCCCGUGGUGCUUUACGUUUGAUCCGCCCGCUCACGCCUGCCUCCGGAGGUCCUGCAAUCGUGCAUCAUGGCUGAUGACGACUCGAGCGAGCUUUCUUCGUUGUCUUCCCUCUCCUCGGCACCAUCUGAGGAUGACGGCGAGGUCCAACUGAAGCGCGAGAAGGGUAUCCUAAAGUUCUUCCACAAGUUGCCUCAAGGCACCAAACCUGCCGUAGAGCCUGACCAGACACCCUCACCUCCUCCGCGAAAAAGAUCACCUUCGCCGCCUCAUGACUAUGUCCUAGCUGACAAUCCUGAUAUUGCCUUUAUUGUUAUGUUCCGCAGUCGGUUUAACGAGGCACUCCCGAAAUCCCUAGCCAAUUUCGGGCCACAAGAACUCGAGCGCGAUGUUACUGAGUCAAUACCUGGAGAACGCGUGGAACAUUUUCUAUGUGCAGUUCUAGGCCUUCUGCUGAAUCGCAAGCAAGAUGUCAAGCCCGGACACUACAAUCGCGCGCUCGAGGAUGCUAUUUCUUCCCACAAGAACCAAUGGGCGAGAGAUUGGGAGGACAAGAGCCCACUCUCUGGCGGCCAGACUUUUACGACAAUGAAUCCCACUGAACGUUUGACUCUUCUGCGAACCCUCGUGCUCUGGACAUUAUCAUCGUCCGAAGUCGUCAAAGGAAUCAUCAACCAGUCAUACAAACAAAAUCGACACGAAGACGACCUCAACCAACCCCUCUCUGUGCAACCUUGGGGGGCUGAUAGCGAUAGGCGUAGAUACUUCCUUGUUGAGGGUCUUGAUGACACACACUUUCGCGUAUACCGUGAAAGCAACCCUGCUGGGUACAAUAGGACCUGGUGGAGUGUAGCCGGCAGUAUUGAAGAACUCAACGUAUUAAGCGAUAAAUUACAGAGCCUGGAUGGUGGGCCGAAGGCAAGGAAGCUCGCCCAGAAGAUGCAGGCGGCUAUCCCCAGAUUCGAGGCUACAGAGGAGAAGCGCAAGCGACGCGAAUAUCGCCUCAUGCGUAAAGAGCAGUUCAAGCGACCCGAGCCGGGAUUCUCGAUGUACGAGGGCCGAACACGUGGGAAACGAAUGAAAUACACAUACUCAGAUGACGAGGACUUCUACUCCGACUCAACUAACCGGAGGUCGGCACGGAAUACGGGUACUCAUACUCCAGCUGAGCCAGCAGGUCCAGUUACAACAGCUAGUGGAAGGCAGAUCAAGGCGCCAUCCCGUAUGACAGUAGAUGCACUAAACAACAUAGUAACAACAAGCCCGACACAUGAAACUGAAGAUCUGCAGUUGAAAGAGCCGUUAGUAGGCCCUAGUGGGAGACCAAGAAGAUCAGCAGCUGUGAAUCAUGGUACAAAUGGUUGGACUGCCUCUAAAAGCAAAAGAAACAACGAUGAGUUAGAUGAUGACGAAGACGACAGUGAGCCCGACCUAGGGGAUGAUGAAGAAGACGACCAUAUUCCAGAUGUAGAAAGCGACGAAGAAGACGACGACUUUGAUGACGAUGAAGCUAUGGUUGACGACGACCUCGACGAAGGUAGUAAGGGCAGUAUGGUGGUCAAACUAAAAUAUUCGCCGAAAGCUACUGGAACAACCUUGGACUUGGAUGCUUUCCGUUAUGACGGCGGAGAUAAGAAAAGACAGCAGCUAGACACUUGUGACUCAGAAGCGAAAAUCGGCUCUAAAGAUAGUCCACGCGUUGAAAAGAGCGAAGAGAGUAUCGACGUUGCCACAGCUCAAAGUCAAGCAACUCCUGAGCCGGACACCCACAAUCUGGGAAACAGCAUUCAACACCCUCCAGAAACCCCGGCGUUGAACACUCUACAGUCGACCUCUCUAGCUAUUAGGGAAAGCCCAGAGAAGACGCAGCAGCAGUCGUUGCGCCAAUCGGUUGACAUUCUUGCCAAGUAGCAUUCCAGCUUUUUUGACGGGAAUGCUUGUUGGAUGGUUGGGAGUGUCAUGAACCAUGUCAUUAUUUAUCGAUUCGCUACACAAGAUAUGUUCUGACGAUAAGAACAUCUCAAUUCACCUUGGUCUGUGCUAUCACGGUGAAGUGUUAGAUAUCUUGUACCUUGUCUCGUGGGUAGUGUCACGAGCAAGAUAGACAGGUCUGUAGAGAGUUGUGUCUGCUUUCGAUAGAGCUACAAAAAUUGCGUCCAUGGCUGAGGCGUAAUGCUUGGAGGGUGUUUAUGACCGAGAUCGCGAGAUCAUCGAGGCAUCAAGCAUCAGCUUGACUGCCGAACGAGAAUUGAUCAAUUUGCUUCACUGCUAAGUUCUGUAAUGUAGCGGAAUAUUACGUAUGCAUCAUGAGGUCAGCCGAUCAAGCGAUGAUCGAAUAUCAACCUGCCAAUUGACUAUAGGCAUGUGGUCUCUUAAAACUGGAUGUCUCUGGAGCAUCUUGUCUUUCCCUUCUGUCGACUUAAACUCUCUGCAGUGUCGGCUUCAGGAGGGAAUAGCCAGCUUGUUUCCCGGGCACACUUUGUGCUUAUUCUAAACCUAGAGACGUCAUGAUCUCCAUGAACCGUUUAUCCUGAUUUCCCGACGCCCUUCCCAUGCCUUUGCCCUCU
Messenger RNA from Xylaria bambusicola, 2592 nucleotides. RefSeq lists its product as uncharacterized. Lineage: Eukaryota; Fungi; Ascomycota; Sordariomycetes; Xylariales; Xylariaceae. The transcript has 4 exons. The coding region runs from base 95 to 1936 and encodes 613 amino acids. The record is from RefSeq and is a predicted model, not a curated record.